AUGAAAGCCCUGGUUUUGGUAUUUUUGUUGCACAUUUUGAGACUCGCCAAGUCUGCGGAGGUUCCAGAGGUCAAAGUCUCCCUGGAUAUCACCCAAAUAGAUGCCUCAAAGAUCAAAAUUACCAGCGAGCUGGUUUACGGCAUCCAACACCUCGUUCUUGAGGGAAAAGAAGGAUUUUACGUAGGCUCAGUUACGAGAGGUGGACAGAGCAUGUGGAAGGAGACCGCUGGAAAAAGGUUUUUGGCAGUUGAGCAGUUUUCAAGGGGCGGACAUCAGUCUAUAUUCUAUUUGCACCUGGUUGAUGUGGAUAAUAACGCACUUGACAAGUUUUUUGUAGAUGAUGGAAACUUGAGGGAGAUUCAAAUGAUAGAAUUUCAGGAGAGAACCGAAGCCAUGAAGAGGGGAAUCGCGGCGUCAAGAUCUCUACCAGGCCAUUUAGAUAUAGGCAAUGUUGAUUUCGCAAGAGCAAACGUAGAAGAAGGAACCAAGGACGGGGUUACUCACAAGUACUUUAGCCCAAAACGGGUGUUAUUCACCAAAGUUUUCGACCUCUCAAAGCUAGUAUGGGCCGCUAAGAGGGGUGAAAAGUCCCCCAAAGUCCACUUGGAUGUAAAGGGAGACCUUGCAUUACUCAGCAUUGCAGUCAGCGGAGGCCGUACUCCGGAACUUUACUUUGAGAAGGAUGAGUCAGGAUGGAGGAAAAUCACAAGGAAACAAUUUGAUGCUAGCUUUGAAAAGUUCAAGCGUGAAGAGGUCAAGGAAUCCGAGGUUGCUAAAACGGAAGUGCCAAAGAUUGGAUCUUCUGGCCCUGUUUUGAAUCUCGAAAAAGUUGGCCCCAAUGUCAUCUCUGACAAGGGCAAGGUUGAUGGGAUUAAUUAUAUCUCAUACUUCCUGAAAGAUUCCAGUUCCUUCUCGGGAGUUGUUGACAAGAGUCUAAAUAUUUGGGCUGGAAAUGAUUACGAGAGGUGUAACGUUGCAAAUAUCUAUAAAAAGGGCGUGGCCGCUUACCUUAGUCUCAGAGUAAGAAAUGGUUCCAAGGCUGAAUUCCAAUGUUUCGAGAAGGACGGCGAUAAGUGGAGGAGAAUUAGCCAACAGGAGUUUGAUGAGAGCCUUUACAGGUUACAAGAGAAUAGAACAAACAAACAGUCUGGUAUCAUGACCUCAGGCCCAUGCAUGAUGGUAUUACAGCUCAUUGCUGCCGUUUACUUUAUGAAUUUUCUGCACUAG
Messenger RNA from Theileria equi strain WA, 1227 nucleotides. RefSeq names its product signal peptide containing protein. Bases 1 to 1227 code for a protein of 408 amino acids. The record is from RefSeq and is a predicted model, not a curated record. Lineage: Eukaryota; Apicomplexa; Aconoidasida; Piroplasmida; Theileriidae. The transcript has a single exon.